Molecule: messenger RNA, 1025 nt
Organism: Paramecium sonneborni
Lineage: Eukaryota; Ciliophora; Oligohymenophorea; Peniculida; Parameciidae
Source: the annotation of a GenBank genome assembly
AGAUAUUUUUAGCUGAUGUUUUUAAAAUCAUCUAUAAGUUUUUUGAAAUAGAUCGUAAUGAAGUUUUCUUCUCUACAGUUGUGUUAGCAAAAGUUGUUGAAGAAUGAUGAUUAAUUAUAUUAUUAUAAAUACUAUUUCUAGAUCUCUAUAUAAUAUAUACUAUUUUUAUGUAAGGAAAUUCAGAAAUGUUUUGAUAAAAAAUUUAAUAUGGCAUUAGAUUUUAAGGGUAAAGUAGUUAUUGUGACUGGAGCUGCAAGAGGUAUUGGUAAAGAGUAUUGUAAUUACUUUGCUGAUAAAGGAGCUAAAGUUGUUGUUAAUAAUAGAUGCAAAAAGGAUAGUGAUAAUUAUAUAUUGGUGAAUGAAGUAAAUAUGUUGUAAAUAGUUAGAUUGUAAGAAAUAUUAAUUUAAAUGGAGGAAUAGCCAUAGCUAAUUAUGAUGAUAUUUUAGAUGGGGAUCUGAUAAUUAAAUAAGCGAUUGAUAAUUUUGAUAGGAUCGAUAUUUUGAUUAAUAAUGCUGGGAUAAUUAAAGACAAUGUUUUUGCUAAGAUGACUAAAGAGGAUUAUGAGGAUGUUGUGGAUGUUCAUUUAAAUGGGACAUAUAAAUGUUGUAAGGCAGCAUGGCCAUACAUGAUUAAAUAGAGAUAUGGAAAAAUAAUAAAUACAAUUAGUGGCUCUGGUUUAUAUGGUUAAGUUGGAUAGGCUAAUUAUGCCACUGCAAAAUCUGCCAUUAUUGGAUUUUCUUUUAGUCUUGCUAAAGAAGGGGAAGAAUUUAAUAUUAGAACUAACAUAUUAUCACCUGUUGCUGCCUCUAGAAUGACUGAAACUAUUUUACCUUAAGAUAUGCUUGAAGGUAUCAAUCCUAAUAAUGUGGCUCCACUUGUGGCUUAUUUAUGUAGUGAUGAUUGUUAAGAAAAUGGUGCAAUAUAUGAAUGCUCUGGAGGAUUCAUAAGUAGAGUCAGAUUAAAUAAAGAGCCUAUCGAUUUUCUUUAAUGGUCAAAAUUAUGACAAUAACAAUAUUAUUUAGAA